AUGGACUCCCCAUUUAGUAUCUCCACCAAUACUCCCUCCCGCUCCACAUCUUCCACCAGGCCUAAUAGCGCAAAUAAGAACAAUCGCGCUUCUAAUCCGAAAUCCAAAUCUUCCAGUUACACACUUCUAAAACAAGAUCAGCAAGCUAGGAAUAAAGAACCCGACGAUGACAACUAUGAUGAUGAAUCUUCGGAUGAUGAUUUGACAGGAGCAAGUUAUGAUUUAUUUGGGAACGAAUCGUAUAUUAGUGUACAAAUACGAAGAGAAGCUGUAGCCGUACUCGACAACCCAGAAUUAUUAAUGAUGCACGCAGCAGCCCGCAAUGAUUCUAUCCCUUCCACACGUCUAUACUUUCUUCAGCGCUUGUCUGGUCGACCAGAAACCCCAGCCCAAGAAAAGGAAGCUGCGGAACAUCGCCUGGCUCAACUUAAGAAAUUGGCCAAAAAGCGUGAUCUGGCUGAAACAAGUUCAGGCUCAACUUCCAAGGGACAAACAAAUUGA
This is a messenger RNA of Botrytis porri, 501 nucleotides long. RefSeq lists its product as uncharacterized. The record is from RefSeq and is a predicted model, not a curated record. Lineage: Eukaryota; Fungi; Ascomycota; Leotiomycetes; Helotiales; Sclerotiniaceae. The transcript is spliced from 4 exons. Bases 1 to 501 code for a protein of 166 amino acids.